Molecule: messenger RNA, 1837 nt
Organism: Abrus precatorius (Indian licorice)
Lineage: Eukaryota; Viridiplantae; Streptophyta; Magnoliopsida; Fabales; Fabaceae
Product: arginine biosynthesis bifunctional protein ArgJ, chloroplastic
Exons: 17
Coding region: 126-1529 (467 amino acids)
Biological process (GO): L-arginine biosynthetic process; L-ornithine biosynthetic process
Molecular function (GO): L-glutamate N-acetyltransferase activity, acting on acetyl-CoA as donor; L-glutamate N-acetyltransferase activity, acting on acetyl-L-ornithine as donor
Source: RefSeq, a predicted model, not a curated record
GAGAAUUAUAAUAAGUUGAACUUGAAAAUUAAAAUUGAGGGAGAUAGGUAGAAAGAAAGAUCCAACUGUCUUCCUCACUGCUACUGAUUGAACUCAAAAAACCCUAAAACAUCACUUUGAGAGAAAUGUGUUCGUGUAUUCCUCAGCACCUCUUUCUUCACCUUCACUUCGCAACUUCCCCAAACCCAAGGGCAUUUUCUUCCUCAAGAAAUUUUAGGACGCGUGCUGUUUUAACCACAGAGAAUCAUGCUUCCAGUUAUAUACCUGCUGCUCCAAUUUUACUUCCCGAAGGACCUUGGAAACAGAUUCCUGGAGGAGUCACUGCUGCGGAGGGAUUUAAAGCUGCAGGAAUAUAUGGAGGUUUGCGUGCCGUAGGAGAGAAGCCCGAUCUUGCACUUGUCACGUGCGAUGUUGAUGCCAUUUCUGCUGGGUCGUUUACGACGAAUGUGGUUGCGGCUGCGCCGGUGUUAUACUGCAAAAGGACAUUAGACAUUUCAAACACUGCACGUGCUGUGUUGACUAAUGCAGGUCAAGCAAAUGCAGCUACGGGCGAAGCAGGUUACCAGGAUGUGAUAGAAUGUGUGGAAAACCUUGCUAAGCUACUGAAAAUGAAGCCAGAAGAAGUAUUGGUUGAAUCCACUGGUGUAAUUGGUCAAAGAAUAAAGAAGGGUGCACUGUUAAACUCACUUCCCAUACUAGUGAAUUCACUAUCAUCUUCAGUUGAGGGGGCAGAUUCCGCAGCAGUGGCAAUCACCACAACAGAUCUUGUUAGCAAGAGUGUGGCAAUUGAGUCUAUGGUCGGAGAAACAAAGGUCAGAGUUGGGGGAAUGGCAAAGGGUUCUGGUAUGAUCCACCCAAAUAUGGCUACCAUGCUUGGGGUAAUAACAACUGAUGCCCGGGUAACCAGCAAUGUUUGGAGAAAGAUGGUGCAGGUUGCAGUAAACCGAAGUUUCAACCAGAUAACUGUAGAUGGAGAUACUAGUACUAAUGAUACUGUUAUUGCUUUGGCUAGUGGGUUGUCUGGGCUAGGCUGCAUAUCUUCUGCAGACAGUGAUGAGGCUAUUCAACUUCAGGCAUGCCUAGAUGCGGUAAUGCAAGGUCUUGCCAAAUCAAUAGCUUGGGAUGGAGAGGGAGCAACCUGCCUCAUUGAGGUCAGUGUGACUGGUGCAAAUAGUGAGGCUGAAGCUGCAAAAGUUGCACGUUCAGUUGCAUCAUCUUCACUUGUUAAGGCUGCAAUAUAUGGUAGAGACCCCAAUUGGGGACGCAUUGCUGCUGCAGCUGGUUACUCAGGAGUUUCUUUCCAUCAAAAUUUACUUAGGGUGGAGUUGGGGGAUAUUUUACUAAUGGAUGGUGGUGAACCACAAUUAUUUGACCGGAGCGCAGCUAGUAGUUAUCUCAGAAAGGCUGGGGAGACUCAUGAUACGGUUAGAAUUCAAGUAUCAGUUGGCAAUGGACCAGGACGUGGACAAGCAUGGGGGUGUGAUUUAAGCUAUGAUUAUGUUAAAAUAAAUGCGGAGUACACAACAUAACCUUAUGAAAGUCCCCACACGUACAUUGGCAUGGUGUUUGAUUGUGCACUGGUUUUUUACAGUUAAUCAUAUAGAAGACCAGUAAAAUUUAAUUACUACUGAAAUCAGUGCAUAGAUAUUGAUUAGUAUAAUAAAUGCUCAUGAGGCACCUGUUUGAUCAGUUGUCUUUGGGAUGGUCCAUACUGUUUCUCUACUGUUUUGAACUUGCUCCUUCCAUAGUUCCAUUUGUUUAGUUUGUACAACAGCACAUGAUUUGAUUGCGUACAUGCUCUGGUCGGUACCCAGUAAUUCCUAAUUUGUUUGAGCUU